This is a messenger RNA of Aspergillus neoniger CBS 115656, 1059 nucleotides long. Its product is annotated as SRR1 family protein. Lineage: Eukaryota; Fungi; Ascomycota; Eurotiomycetes; Eurotiales; Aspergillaceae. The coding region runs from base 1 to 1059 and encodes 352 amino acids. The transcript is spliced from 3 exons. The record is from RefSeq and is a predicted model, not a curated record.
AUGGCAGCCAUCGAAUAUCCAUCCACCCCGGCCUCUAUCCCCCUCCACCAUCACCAAGCAACCAUGGAAGCAUCUCGAUCUUCCGAUGCCGAGAGACGACAGAAGGAAGAAAACCUCGCCAAAGCCAAAGCUAAUGUCCAACGUAUAAUGCAACUUUACCGCUCUGGGAAGCCACUAUUUACACGGACACUCUUGAAGGACCUUCACGAGCAGAUCAUUCAGGGAAAAGACGAAGUUAAGAUCCCAACUUGGAAUGGUGAGGCAAAAACAUACAGCCUCGAAGUUCCUAAAGACCUCGCCGAAAGAUGCAGCAUCCAGCGCUUAACACUGUUCGACCCAUACCUUCUUGAUCUGCUGUUGGACCCCCCGACCCCCGUCUCCAUUACGUAUGUGCGCGACCCAAGCCCUCCUGGCGUCACCCUCAAAGUGAUCGACAAUACAUUCAAGCUGGUCCGCCGGGAAUGGCAGGAAAGCGAGACAUGCUCUAACCUAGAGGGCUCUUUCGUGAAACCGAGGUUUAAUCCGGAGGCAAUCACGAUCACCAAAAUUGUUGCCUUUGGACUGGGAACCCUCGGCAAGAACAACCUCGGGCAACUUCCGGUCCGCUCUUAUGCCCAACAUGCUGCUACGUUGACUAUUGCCGCUGUUUUGAAAGAACGGAAUAUAAGUCAAGGUCUUGAUGUGCAGUGCUUUAGCCAGGAUCCGUGGUACAAUGAGAUAGAUAUUGAGUUUCUGGGAGGUCUCGGUAUCACAGUGCUGAAAGACCCUGAGGGAUUUUUGGAGAUCGAUGAGCAGACGCUGGUAUUCUCUGUCGGUCCCGAUGUUCCCGUUAGGCAGAUCGUGGCAGAUGUGCAAUGGCCGGCUGCUAUGGUUUGGAAUAGUCCGCUUUCAGAGGUACAGAUUAAUCGGGGAAUGUAUUGGGCGCGUAGUCCGAUGGAGGCUGAUCCUGAUUCAGAGAGGGUCGGUAGUAUGCUGCGCAACUAUGACGGUGCGCAACUGGACGAUCAGGCUGAUUAUUUUGGGGAGUUGACUGUUUAUGCGAGAAGGCCGCGUUCUUAG